Molecule: messenger RNA, 669 nt
Organism: Diuraphis noxia (Russian wheat aphid)
Lineage: Eukaryota; Metazoa; Arthropoda; Insecta; Hemiptera; Aphididae
Product: zinc finger MYM-type protein 1-like
Source: RefSeq, a predicted model, not a curated record
AUGUUCGUAAUAUGUUACGAAUGGCAAUGCCGUAAUCAUUCUCCUUUACUCAGAUUUAAAAAAGUUGAACCAAUUGACAGACAGAUAAAUGAAGCAUUAAAAAAAGAAAUUAAUGAUAACAGAGAUCGUCUUCGUCCAAUUAUUAAAACCAUUUUAUUUUGCGGAAAUCAAGGAAUUUCGUUAAGAGGGCAUAGAGAUUCGGGAGUUAUUGAUCUAAAUGAACAUGCUAGUACAGAAAAUCAGGGAAAUUUCAGAGAGCUAAUUAAAUUUCGAAUCGAUUCUGGUGACAAUGUGCUUAAAAAUCAUUUAGAAACUACCAAUAAAAAUGCCACCUAUCUAAGUCCAUUGAUCCAAAACGAAAUAAUAUCAGUCUGCAAUAAAUUAAUUCUAGGACAUUUGGUUGCUAAUGUUAAUAAAUCUAAAUCGUUUACCAUUUUGGCUGAUGAAACGACAGAUGUUUCUAACAAAGAACAAAUGACGUUAUGUGUUUGUUAUGUUGACUUAAACGCAAAUAAAAUUAGAGAAGACUUCUUACAAAUUAUCGAAAUUCAAAAUAUGUCAGGAAAAGGAUUAUCUGAUGUUAUAUUGAAAAGUAUGACUGACUUCGGACUAAAUACUAAAUAUUUAACUGGGCAAGGGUACGACGGAGCUGCAGCAAUGAGUCAAUGA